Molecule: messenger RNA, 2684 nt
Organism: Drosophila ananassae
Lineage: Eukaryota; Metazoa; Arthropoda; Insecta; Diptera; Drosophilidae
Gene: Atu
Product: another transcription unit protein
Exons: 6
Coding region: 530-2614 (694 amino acids)
Biological process (GO): transcription elongation by RNA polymerase II; positive regulation of transcription elongation by RNA polymerase II
Cellular component (GO): nucleus; Cdc73/Paf1 complex
Molecular function (GO): RNA polymerase II C-terminal domain phosphoserine binding
Source: RefSeq, a predicted model, not a curated record
AGUUUUCCAUGAAUAAGUCGCAAUAAGCAUAAAUAGUUUCGGAUAGGCAUUUUUAAACAAUCAGGUUCGGGUCUAAGAAGCACAGUUCCUAUUGACAAGUAACUUUAGGCGGGACAUUCGGGUACUGUUUGUUCUGCCAGCAGCCUUGGUAUAAAGUAUAAAAAUCGGACUCGUCUCGCAGUACUGUUUCCAGUUCGAUUCCAUGCAAUGGCCGCCGCAUCAGCUGUCGAUUGGCGAAUUCGGGCCGGAAAACAAUGCUGAAAACGAUGGUGGGAAUGGGAAUGGAGGUGAAGGAGCAGGUGGAGGCGAAGGUGGAGACAACCAGACCAGACCAAGCCAAGGCAGAGGCAGAGACAGAAAGGCUUCGGCAAUUAUUUUCGUUCCUCUUUGGCAACGCUUGAUGCGAUAUCGAAAAUGCUACAUCUGUGUCUCUAAAUAAUAAUCGGUUGGACUGAACGUACUUGAACCUCCCAAACUCAAUUUUAUUGCCCGGUUUUUAUUUUUGCGAUUAUUCCAUAUCCUUUUAAAAAUGGGCGAUCCUACGUCAGACGAUGAAAGUGGUUCAUCCGGAUCAAGUCGCAGUGGCAGCCGCAGCCGCAGCGCCACACCGCAAGGAGGAACUGCACCAGGAUCCCCAAAUAGCCGGAAGUCUGGAAGCGGGAGCGACCGCUCACGAUCUGGUUCUAGAUCGUCAAGGUCUCGUUCAGGGUCCGGUUCACCACGAAGUGCGAGGUCAGGAUCUGCUCACAGCAAGCGGUCAGGGUCGCGUCAGAGUCGUAGAUCGGGAACGCCUCAUAGCCGCAGAUCUGGUUCCCAACACAGCCGGAAAUCGGGGACUCCACAUAGCCACAGAUCCGGCUCUGCUCAAAGCGCUAGGUCCCGCUCCCGAUCUCAGAGUCGCAGUGGUAACGAAGAAUCCCGUUCCAAUUCACCGAACCUCCAGAUUGACGACGAACGUGCUAACUCAAAGAGCAAGAGUAGGAGUCGCAGCCGGAGCAGAAGUGGCAGCCAUAGGAGUGGGAGUCGCCGAAGUGGCAGUCACAGGAGCGGUAGCCAUAGAAGUGGUAGCCGUGCCUCCAGGUCCCGUUCGAAGACUGGGUCACCAUCAUCAAACCGUAGUCGCAGUCGAAGCCGAAGUGGUUCUGGUUCGGGCAGUGACAUAGGUGUUCCAAAAAAGAAGGUGCAACGCUCUGGUGGUUCCGAUCAAGAAAAACGGAAAAGCGGUACGGAUAGCGACAUGGAGGAGUCUCCAACCAAAGCCAAGAAAUCGCGGUUAAUUGAUUCGGACAGUGAGAGCGAUGCAGAUGAGGCAAAGAAGGCGGCGCCCGCAGCUGCAGACAUUUUUGGAGAUGCUGAUGAUAUCAGUGACGAUGAGGAAGAAGCUCAAGCGUCGGCCAAUAAGUCGCCAGCGCGUUCAAAGAGUCGCAGUAUGAGCAGGUCGCGAUCGCGUAGUCGGUCAAUGAGUCGCUCCCGAUCGAGGUCCAGAUCUCGUUCUCGGGACAGAGCUGAAGUCCAGGCGGAGCCCCCACCAAAAGAAGAUGAGCCCGAGCCUCAGCCAGAAACCAGAAUUGAUGUGGAGAUACCGCGAAUUUCAGCUGACCUUGGUAAAGAGCAACAUUUCAUCAAACUACCGAAUUUCUUGUCUGUGGUGACGCAUCCCUUUGAUCCCGAGACCUAUGAGGACGAAAUCGACGAAGAAGAAACUAUGGACGAAGAGGGUAGACAGCGCAUUAAGCUGAAAGUAAGCAAUACGAUCCGAUGGAGAGAGUUUAUGAACAACAAGGGCGAAAUGGUGCGCGAGUCCAAUGCACGUUUCGUUCGUUGGUCGGAUGGCAGCAUGUCUCUUCACCUGGGAAACGAGAUAUUCGAUGCUUACAGACAGCCAUUGCUAGGUGACCACAAUCACUUGUUUAUCCGCCAGGGAACUGGUCUGCAGGGCCAAUCGGUAUUUAGGACGAAGCUGACAUUCCGUCCGCACUCUACGGAGUCGUUCACCCACAAGAAGAUGACCAUGUCGCUGGCAGAUCGCUCCAGUAAGACCAGUGGUAUCAAGAUUCUUACGCAGGUGGGCAAGGAUCCUACCACCGACAGGUAUAGCCAGUUGAAAGAGGAGGAGGCUAAGCUUCGGCAGGCGAUGCGCAAUCAGCACAAGGUUGCUCCUAAAAAGAAGAAGGCAGGAGCUGGAGAACCGCUCAUUGGUGGCGGGACCUCCUCAUAUCAGCACGACGAUGGUAGCGACGAUGAGAAUGCUAUUAGUUUAAGUGCCAUUAAGAACCGGUACAAGAAAAACCCGGGUGGACCGCAAGCGGAGGUUAAAGCUUCCACAAUUUAUUCGUCGGAUGAAGACGAGGGCUCCGACUUUGAAGGACGUCGAAGCAAAAAGGUCAGGGACAAGGCAAAGGCCAGCAAAGCGCUUCGCGAUUCUGACAGUGAAUCGGAUGUUGGAAGUGUCAAGAGCGGAAAGAGUGGCAAGAGCGGUGGAGGAGCUGCCAGUGGUAGUGACCGCGAAGGAAGCCGCAAAAGCUCCAGUAGCAAAUCUGGCAGUGGCAGUGGAAGCGGAAGUGGCAGUGGAAGUGGUUCAGGCAGUGGGUCAGGAAGCGAUAAUGACGAUUAAGAUAUUUCUUUCGUUUUAAUUUGUUCAUUACAUCGCCCAAUAAAUAUAGAUUUAAAAUGUGAAAAAAAAA